Molecule: messenger RNA, 2244 nt
Organism: Meira miltonrushii
Lineage: Eukaryota; Fungi; Basidiomycota; Exobasidiomycetes; Exobasidiales; Brachybasidiaceae
Exons: 1
Coding region: 1-2244 (747 amino acids)
Molecular function (GO): nucleic acid binding
Source: RefSeq, a predicted model, not a curated record
AUGGAGACUGAAGAGAAUAACUUACAGCAGCAGGCACAUGUCCAAAACCCAAUCGCGUGCGACAGCAACGACAUCACAAGGCAAACAGAAAAUGGCACACAUCAAAAUAUAGCUAAAGCUCUUUCAAAACUUUCCGUUCAAAAUGAGAAAGUUGAAAACGAGUCCAACGAACAAUCUCUACCACCAUCUGCUUCAUCAAGCUCCAAAGCACAAACAGAAGACACAAUGAAUUCAACGAAUGAACAAGUAGAUCCAGCUUUGGUAGAGGCAAUGCGUGUGCCUCGUGAUAAAGUGUUCAUUCGCAAAUAUGAGAAAGAGAUGGAAGAUCAAAUUCGCAAUACUCAGGUCAUUCAAUGGGAGCUCCCUUUAAUGAACACUUACCAACGCAUGCUUGUUCAUCGAAUCGCAGAUCAUUAUGGAUUAGGUCAUUCUCUUGAUCCGACGACAAGACAGGUUACCCUUGUAAAGAAGGAAAGCACUCAAAUUCCUGAAGUCUUGGUCUCAGUCUUGGCAGCAAAAGAACGUUUAUCAGAUCCAGUCGAUUUUCCACCUUUGCAUAACAGCCUUUCCGGUCAAAGUACACCUGCAAGUGGAUCUACACCCGCACAACGAGAACCACCGACUGGGGUCCGUAUCAUGCUUCGUGAAGCUGGGAGCAAUCGAUCGGGAUCUAGAAAUGGCAGCAAUACACCAGACGAUGGCAAUGGAUCCCGCAAAGAUAAUAAAAACAAAACGAUGCAAGAAAGAGAAGCAUCUUAUAAAGAAGCACGCGAGAGAAUCUUUGGAAAGGAGGAAGCCAAGGAAACGAAUUCUGAGGCAACAGAGCGUCCCAGUAGCAACGCUCCUUGUCUUGAUCGAAAAGACUUGAAGAAUGUUGGAUUAUCGCGUUCCAGUUCACCUUCUUUCAGCAGUGGAAGUACUGUCACACCACGUAAAGCAACGUCGCAUGAUGAGAGCGGUACGGCUUCAUCGUCAGAAUAUCCUCCUCAAAAUGCACCUGUCAGUCAUCUGCCCAUUUCUUAUCCUUACUCCACUGGAGGUUGGCAAGGCAUGCAAGUCGAUGCUUAUGGAAGACCUUUUCAGCCGCAAGCCUGGCCUCCCAUUCAAGCGCAGUAUGCAUAUGAUCCUCAGGCUCCUUCCUUCCCAUCUCCAUAUGCCGACAAUGCGAGCAUCAGUAGUCGGUCUACAAGUAUUAGCACGAGCACAGAGGGUGCAGGAAGUGCUAAUAGUAGUAUAAGCGAGCAAUUUGCUUCCCCACAACCUGGACAAUCCAAUUAUAGCACAUCGUCUUUACUCAAUUCGGCAAUGAUGCAAGGAAGAUCGCAAUCGGCAUCUCCUAUUUCACCAUUUGUGCCUCGAACGCAAACAUCCUCCGGCAAUAGUACACCAGGUGGCUCUUAUGCUUAUCCUCAAUCUGCUACCUCACCACCACAAAGCGCUCCAUGGGGAACAACUGGUCAACCCUAUUAUGGUCAUUUGAAUUAUUCAACACCACCAAGUCCGAUGGACAACAAUAGAAAUCAAUAUAUUGCGGCAAAUUCCUAUGUAAAUCCCAAUGGUGCUAAUGGACAAUACAAUCCGGGUUACCUUCGUCAGUCUAUGCAAGGCAAUGGAGCAUGGUCACAUGCUGUACCACAAGGCACGCAUUUUGGCAAUGUUCCAGCUCAACAAAUGCCACAGCAAGAUCCGUACAUGGGCACCGGUCGUGGACGUGGAAGGGUCAGUCAAGGAAGUGAACGCGGUCUCUAUGACCCUAACAAACCACCGACACCAAAGAGUGCAUCUUCAACAUCUAGCAAUAGACAUUCAUUGGGGAAAAGCUCCUCUGCAGCAGCGGUACUAGAGAAUGGUUUAAAUCAACACAGGAUGUCUGGCUCUUCAGGAAUGAGCACACCUAUUUCCUCCAGGGCUAUAACACCUAACAAUGAUCAAUUGCGAAGGUCUUCCUCGUCGAAUACACGAAAUGGGCAUCCAGCCCCUCCAGCAACAGGUUCUACCAGCAGUUUAUCAAGCAUAAGUUCGAUCAAUCAUCCUUCCUUACCUGCACGUCCGAAUUGGGUGACGAGACAGAGCGGUUCUUCGCAAUCAGUACAAAGCAAUGUGACCGAAAUCGAAGUCAGCAAUGCAGAAAGCACGAAUGGAAAUGGAAUCACAUCAAAUGCAGACAAUGCUGGAGUGACCGAAAUAAACCGAGCUGACCUCAAUGGCCAGGAGACAAGCGGGAAAGGUAUAAAAGAACUUUAG